AUGAGGGCUUCGGGUCUCCUGUGUUGGCUUCUCCUCUCUCUGGAUGUCCUGCCGCUGGCGGUGUCCGGACUCGGUGCUGACCCCCCGCCGCCGCCGCCGCCCCGGGACCAGCGCGCGCCGGGCGGCCCCCGCCCACCGCCCCCGGGGGACCGGCGCUGCCCGCCGGCCGUGCCCGGGGCGAGGAGGAGCCGCCGGUCGCUGCCCGUCCACCACCCGCUGGGCAGCGGCUUCCAGGCUGCCGAGAGCGGGGGGGCCGCCGACCCCCGCCCGCCCGCCGCCUGGGACGGAGCUGCUCCCGGCGGGCCGGGACCGGCCCGCGGGCCGCUCCCCCCGGCAACACCGGCCACGGCGGCCACGGCGGCCACGGCGGCGGCGACCGUCCUGCACUUCAGCGGCCGGAGGGAGCAGCUGGAGAGGCAGCGCCGGGCGGACCUCCCGCGGGGACCCUUCACCGCCGAACUGUGGCUCAAGCCUCAGGGGGGACAGAGCAGCCCCGCCAUCAUAGCGGGGCUUUUUGAUAACUGUUCCCAUUCGCUCAGUGACAAGGGGUGGAUAAUUGGCAUUCAAUCGGUGGAAUACUUGGGAAACAAGGACCCACGCUUUUUCUUCUCUCUGCGGACAGACAGAGCUAGAAAAGCCACCACAGUCUUUGCCCACCAGCGUUAUCAUGUCAACACUUGGACACACGUUGCUGCCUCUUAUGAUGGCCAUCACAUGAUGCUGUACGUGAAUGGGGCCAAAGUUGGAGGCAGCACUGGACAGUUGGGGAAUCUACACAGUGCGUUCAUGAGCUCUUGCAGGACAUUGAUGAUCGGUGGAGACAACUCUAACUCCGGGCACAAUUUCCAUGGUUACAUGGCCAGUUUCAGUCUCUGGAAAACUGCAAAGCCCCAAGAACAAUUCAAAAGGGACUAUUAUCAAAGCGUACAGGAAGAUGAGUCUUCCUUAAUUCUACGUGCAGAUUGGUCUAAAAUGGAAGAUCACUGGAGACCAGGUAAGGAUAGUCAUUAUCCAAUUUGGAUCUUUAUGCGUUUACCAAAGCCAGAGCUAGUUUCUCCUCUGACCCCACCACCAUGCGGUCUCACAGUCUGUGACAAUGUAGAGAUAAUCAAAAACUACAAUAGCUCCUGGUCACUCCGGGCAAAAAAGACAAUCCAAUACAGAGUCAUUAAUAUUUAUGACAGCAAUCGGCAAUACCCUACUGUUACCAAACAACAGAUUGAACUCCAGCACCAGGCACUGAACGAGGCCUUCAGCAAGUACAAUAUCACAUGGCAACUUUCCAUCACUGAAGUCCUGAACACUACCAUCCGGAAUCGAGUUAUUCUGGUGAACUGUGAGAAGAGUAAAAUCGGGAAUGAUAACUGCGAAUCUGAAUGCGAUCAUCCUUUAACUGGAUAUGACGGAGGAGACUGCCGCUUUCAAGGAAGGUGCUACGUUUGGAAAAGGGGAGAUGGGAUCUGUAACAUGGAAUGUAACAACGUCCUGGAUGACUUUGAUGAUGGCGACUGCUGUGAUCCCAGUGUUACAGACGUGAGGAAAGCUUGUUUUGAUCCAGAUUCUCCAGAAAGGGCCUACAUGAGUGUGAAGGAACUGAAGGAAACACUACUGAUCAAUGGUUCUGUGUACCUGAAUGUUUAUUUUGCCAACUCUGUACGAGAGGAGUUGGCAGGGGCUGCCACCUGGCCGUGGGAUAAAGAAGCACUGAGCUACUUGGGUGGGGUCGUCCUAAAUCCAUCCUACUAUGGAAGGCCUGGCCACACAAACACGAUGAUUCACGAGCUUGGUCAUAUUCUGGGCUUGUACCAUGUCUUUAAGGGUGUGAGUGAAAAGGAGUCAUGCGAUGACCCAUGCCGAGAAACUGUGCCUUCCUUGGAGACUGGAGACCUCUGUGCUGACACCGCACCAACUCCUAAAAGUAAACUCUGCCGGGAUCCUGACAUAGUAAACGACACUUGUGGACCAAUGCAAUACUACAAGACCCCAUUUAACAAUUACAUGAGCUAUACAGAUGAUGGCUGCACUAAUAACUUCACACCAAACCAGGUGGCUCGUAUGCACUGUUAUUUGGACCUGGUUUAUCUUGGAUGGAUCCACUCUAAAAAGCCAUCUCUCGCUCCCAUUCCUGUGGCCCCAGAAGUGAUAGCACAGACAGUAAACUCUGUCACCAUUCAUUGGUUGCCUCCAAUUAGUGGGAUGCUCUACGAAAGAGAGGUGGGAACGCAGUGUGGAGAUUGCAGUGAAGAUGGGACAUUGUAUCAGUAUGCACACACAGCCUCGUCCCCUCGUGUCUGUGAUUCCUCUGGUUACUGGACCCCUAAAGAGGCUGUGGGUAAGAAUUUCAUAAAAAAAAAAAUUGAACUGUUAGGUCUCUUUGCUCAUCUAACAUACUCCCAACUCUUAUUUACAGAAACGUCACUCACGUGCAACAAUGGGAAAUGGGACAGAACUGUGACCUGUGACCCAAUUAACUGUGGAAUUCCUGACCAAUCCCAUGUUUACUAUGCCAGAUUUUCCUGUCCCAAAGGCACCACUUUUGAAAAGCAAUGCAUCUUCUCCUGUAACCUGCCAGCUAAACUGCAAGGAGAAAACCACUCCCUGAUGUGUAUGGAAGAUGGCCUGUGGUCGUUCCCCGAGGCCUACUGCAAGGUGGAAUGCAUUGCUCCACCUCCAAUAGCCAAUGCCAAGCUGCUGGUUCCCAGAUGCCAACAAGGAGGCCACGACGUGGGUUCGGUUUGCAGAUAUAAAUGUAAACCUGGGUAUUAUGUCCACGGGAGUAACAGAACAUCCAAAAAGCGCUUCUUGAAGCUGCGGUGUUUGGAGGGAGGCCAAUGGGAGUCGGGCAGCUGUAACCCCGUUCUGUGUAACCCGCCUCCUCCAGUGUUCAAGGGAAUGUACAACUGCACGAAUGGGUUUGAGUUUGACAGCCACUGCACACUUAAUUGCAACGGCCAAGCUGACGGGGUCCCGAUCCGCUGUAGCAAAGAUGGCACCUGGACAGAGGAAUUCCGACUGUGCGAGCACGUGCACGGGGACUGUCCACCUCCACCAGAGGUGAACCUAGUGGAGUACUCUUGUAAUGAAGGUUACGCAAUAGGUGUUACCUGUGCUCUCUCUUGUGUGAUACCCCCCACUGAUGCAGUAGUAUUACCCAGCAAUGUUACUGCUGACAACAUGGAGCACUGGAUGGAAGCAACCAAAGUACAGAAUAUAGUGUGCACAGGGAUACUGCGAUGGUACCCUGAUCCCCAUCUCAUCCACUGCAUCCAAUCGUGUGAGCCUUUCCAAGGAGAUGGCUGGUGUGACACAAUCAACAACAGAGCAUACUGUCAGUACGACGGAGGAGACUGCUGCCCUUCAACCCUAUCUUCCAGAAAGGUCAUUCCAUUUGCUGCUGACUGCGAACAACAGGAAGAAUGCACAUGUCGGGACCCGAAUGCUGAGGAGAACCUUCAGAAACAAAGAGGGCUGGAAGUGCACUAACACCGCUGAAAGUGGAGGAGGGAUGGGAGCAGACACAACAGCACAAUUCAGACACGGAUGCCCCAGCCUCGGACUGGCACCAUCCCAAACAAACAUGUACCAUAUUUUUUUAUACUCAGCCAUAGUGAGGGAGAGGGAGGGAGGAGCAAUGAGGGCAUUGUUCAUUUCCAGAAAAGACAAAACACGGCAGUGUUCUGCAGUCUGCCCUUCAUUUGCCUUUGAGGUUAUGUGCAAUGAUUGAAUGCUGUUAUCACAUUUGAGAAAUGCCUCUCUUUGCAAGAUGCUAUACGUGGUCUAAAGUGAGCAUGAUAUUCAGUUUCGUUCAGUGACGGCAAGAAAAGCCGGGUGGUAAGGUCCCUGCUGUGUAGUUGCGCACUCCUUUAAGGUGAUUGAGAGUGUUCAGGUGCACUGCCAAGUUCAUCCUUAUACUUAAUCCUCGUUCUGCCUGACCCAGAUGCUCUCUACAACUGCAAACAUUCCACUUCCCCCCAAAGUGGUCAACCUUAAAAAUAACCUUCACCUCAAUGAACGAGCCACACUGAUAGAAUGCUUUGUGUCCACGAUGAAGCCUCUCAGAAUGCUGAUAUUUACCACAAAAUAUUGCUGCCCACUCUUACUGCGAACGAGAAGCAGUAGGUUUAUAUUUUGGGGUGAGCAAGGGGGGAAAUCAUUUAAUGUUGAACUGCUACUGACCGGAAAAGACUGUCAAAGGAAUUCAGUUUUCUUUCACUAAAUUCUACUCCAUUUACAU
This is a messenger RNA of Callorhinchus milii (elephant shark), 4234 nucleotides long. It is a transcript of the gene pappa2, whose product is annotated as pappalysin 2. The record is from RefSeq and is a predicted model, not a curated record. Gene Ontology annotation, molecular function: metallopeptidase activity. Bases 1 to 3483 code for a protein of 1160 amino acids. NCBI's taxonomy places the organism in Eukaryota, Metazoa, Chordata, Chondrichthyes, Chimaeriformes, Callorhinchidae. The transcript has 16 exons.